Bacidia gigantensis is the source of this 750-nucleotide messenger RNA. RefSeq lists its product as uncharacterized. Bases 1 to 750 code for a protein of 249 amino acids. The record is from RefSeq and is a predicted model, not a curated record. The transcript is spliced from 2 exons. Gene Ontology annotation, cellular component: plasma membrane. Lineage: Eukaryota; Fungi; Ascomycota; Lecanoromycetes; Lecanorales; Ramalinaceae.
AUGCUCAUCGUCUGGCUCACCGAAGGUCACCCGCACUACUCCUCCAUGAACACCGGCCAGAGCAUAGCCUACAUCUCCGACAUUGGCGCGCAAGGCCUGCAGCCCCUCUUCAUCGUCGGCUGCAUCAUCACGACCGUCUUCCUCGACCUCUCCUUCGCCGCCGAGCGCUGGCUGCGGCACACAGGGCGUCUCGCCAAGAACCUCGGCGUAGCGGAAAAGGUGUUGAGUGGGCUGAGCAUCGUGUUUGCGGUGGCGGGAACAUGCGGGCUCAUUCUCCUAAGUAUCUUCGAUACAGUGGAUCAUCCGAAAUUGCAUGAUGGGUUCUUGCUGCUGUUUAUGGCGGGUUAUGUCAUCAGUGCUAUUUUCAUCUGCGCGGAGUAUCAGAGGCUGGGGAUGCAUUUCCGCCAGCAUCGGGUGCUGAGGAUUAGUUUUUGGUUGAAGUUGACGUUUAUUUUGGUCGAGAUUGGCCUGGCGAUCGUCUUUGCUGCAACAAUAUUCGGUUCGCAUCAGAAUGUGGCUGCCGUUUUUGAGUGGGUCAUCGCCUUCAUCUUCACGCUCUACGUCCUUACUUUUGUCGUUGAUCUCUUGCCGGCGGCUAAGACCUCUCAACAACACACGAAUGAAGAUGCCAUGCACCGACUGGAGAUGCAGAAUGCGGCGGACGGUGUGGCGGGUGGAGACUCAAAUCCCAUGAACGGCACGACUGGAGCUGCUCCAGUAAAGGCACCGGGCGCAGCCCAUAAUUUUUAG